AUGUCAUCCGGAGAAAGUAGAGAGUUUAGCACAGAGAUUGUGGAGAGAGGGGUUGAGAACAGUGGUCCUAAUGCUGGUUCUGUUUUCUUCUUCGUUAGGGUGAGACCAAGGCUCCCAGAUUUCCUCAGUUCUGUGAACAUCAAGUAUGUUAAGCUUGGUUAUGGCUACCUCAUAAGCCACCGAUCUUAUUUCUUCUUCCUCCUACCCCUUCUCGUUGCACUCCUCUCAGUGGCUUCUCCUAUAACCACCAAUCAGUUCUUCGCUUGGGAUUUCACCCACGCCCUCUUUCUUUUACCUCUCUUCCUCCUCCUUUACUUUUACUCCGAUCUCACUUCCCGUUCUAUUUAUCUCCUUGAUUUUGCUUGCUUUCGCCCUCCCAAUGAACUCAAGAUAUCAAAGGCGGAGUUCAUAGAGCUUGCUAGAAGAUCUGGGAAUUUCAACGACGAAGCCAUAGAGUUUCAGGAAAGAGCUCUGAAGAAAUCUGGAAUAGGAGACGAGACGUACAUGCCAAGGUCAGUGUUCCGUCCGGAGUACCGAGCUUCCCUCAAUGAAGCUCGAGAAGAAGCGUCCAUGGUCAUGUUCGGAGCAAUCAAGGAUGUUCUUGAAUCCACAAAGGUGAAGCCCAGCAACAUCAGGAUCCUGGUCGUCAACUGUGGAAUUCUCAACACAACCCCCUCACUCUCCUCCAUGGUCAUCAACCACUUCAAGCUCCGCCACGACAUCCAAAGCUUCAACCUCGGCGGUAUGGGUUGUUCCGCCGGAAUCAUCGCCGUCGACCUCGCCAGGGACCUCCUAGAUGCUUACCCCGGAUCUUAUGCCCUAGUUGUCAGCACCGAGUCUGUCAACUACGCUUGGUACGGAGGUAACGACAUGGACAUGCUACUUCCCAAUUGCUUCUUCAGAAUGGGAGCUUCCGCUGUUAUACUCUCCAAUUUUCUCCUUGAUCGAUGGCGUGCCAAGUAUCAACUCAAACAGCUAGUUCGAACUCACAAAGGAAUGGAUGAGAAGAGCUUCAAAAGCAUACGUAUGAAGGAAGAUAGUAGAGGAAGGAGAGGGCUUUCAGUGAGCAAGGACGCCAUUGAAGUAGGAGGCAAUGCGCUUAAAGCGAACAUAACGACACUAGGGCCUCUGGUUCUUCCAGUGUCUGAGCAGGUUCACUUCUUCACCAAUCUGAUGUUCAAGAGGAAGAAGACGAAGCCAUAUGUUCCAGACCACAAGCUUGCGUUCGAGCACCUGUGCUUGACGGCGACGAGCAAGAAGGUUCUGGAUGAGAUCCAGAACAACCUGGGCCUCACGGAGGAGUACAUGGAGGCGUCGAGGAAGACUCUGGAGAGAUUUGGCAACACUUCUAGCAGCAGUGUCUGGUAUGAGUUGGCUCACCUUGAAGCUAACUUGAAGGUCAAGAAAGGUGAUAGGAUUUGCCAGAUAGCUUACGGGUCUGGCUUUAAGUGUAAUAGUGUUGUUUGGAAGGCUAUCAGAACUCCAGCCAAGCCCAAGAAAAGCCCAUGGAUUGAGGAUUCAUAG
Messenger RNA from Neltuma alba, 1524 nucleotides. RefSeq names its product 3-ketoacyl-CoA synthase 15-like. Bases 1 to 1524 code for a protein of 507 amino acids. Gene Ontology annotation, cellular component: membrane. Gene Ontology annotation, molecular function: acyltransferase activity, transferring groups other than amino-acyl groups. The record is from RefSeq and is a predicted model, not a curated record. Gene Ontology annotation, biological process: fatty acid biosynthetic process. The transcript is spliced from 3 exons. NCBI's taxonomy places the organism in Eukaryota, Viridiplantae, Streptophyta, Magnoliopsida, Fabales, Fabaceae.